GCCGCGGUGCGCUGUGGGCCGGCGGCGGCUGAGGCGGAGCUGGGUCUGAAUGAAGGCGCCGCGGGCCAGGGGCCGCCGGCGCCGCUGAGCGCCCCGGGGCCGCGCCCGCCCCGCACCCCGCGCCCCCCCUCCCCCUCCCCCCCCACUCCCGCCGGCGGGCAGCGGCGGCGGCCGCCCGGGCCCCGCCAUGUCCUACAACAAGAUCCCGCCGCGCUGGCUCCACUGCCCCAGGAGGGGGCAGCCCGUGGCAGGGAAGUUUUUACCUUUGAAGACAAUGUUAGGACCAAGAUAUGAUGAACAGGUUGCUGAAGAAAAUCGUUUUCACCCGAGUAUGUUAUCCAACUACUUAAAGAGUCUGAAGGUUAAAAUGGGUUUGCUGGUAGACUUGACCAACACCACUAGAUUCUAUGACAGGAAUGAUAUAGAGAAAGAGGGGAUUAAAUAUAUAAAACUCCAGUGUAAAGGGCAUGGUGAGUGCCCUACACCUGAGAAUACAGAAACAUUUAUCCGUGUAUGUGAACACUUCAGUGAUAAGAACCCCUCAGAGCUUAUAGGUGUCCAUUGCACACAUGGUUUCAAUAGAACUGGAUUUCUGAUCUGUGCCUUUUUGGUCGAGAAGUUGGACUGGAGUAUUGAGGCUGCUGUGGCUACUUUUGCUCAGGCUAGACCACCAGGUAUUUAUAAAGGUGACUAUCUGAAGGAAUUAUUUCGUCGUUACGGAGAUGAAGAUGACGCACCGUCACCACCUGAGCUACCAGAAUGGUGCUUUGAUGAUGAUGAAGAGGAGGACGAUGAUAAUGGUAAAACAGGAGGCCAAGAAUCAGAACCUGGAUCAUCAAGCUCUUCCUUUGGCAAGAGAAGAAAAGAACGCCUAAAACUGGGUGCAAUUUUCUUGGAAGGAAUAACAGUUAAAUGUGUGACCCAGGUGACAACACAACCAAAGUUAGGAGGAAUACAGCAAAAAUGUCAGCAGUUCUGUGGAUGGGAAGGGUCUGGAUUCCCUGGAGCACAGCCUGUUUCCAUGGACAAGCAAAAUAUUAAAUUUUUGGAGCAGAAGCCAUACAAAGUUAGCUGGAAAGCAGACGGCACUCGGUACAUGAUGCUGAUUGAUGGCAAGAACGAAGUUUAUAUGAUUGAUAGAGAUAAUUCGAUUUUUCAUGUAUCUAAUCUGGAAUUUCCUUUUCGGAAAGAUCUUCGCACACAUCUAACAAACACUCUUCUGGAUGGGGAAAUGAUCAUCGACAAGGUUAAUGGACAAGUUGUCCCUCGAUACUUGAUAUAUGACAUUAUUAAGUUUAAUGGACAGCCUGUUGGAGACUGUGAUUUUAAUGUUCGACUUGCAUGUAUAGAGAAAGAGAUUAUAUAUCCACGACAUGAAAAGAUGAAAAAUGGUCUUAUCGACAAAACACAGGAACCAUUCAGUGUUCGAAACAAACCGUUUUUCGACAUCUACACUUCAAGAAAGCUCCUGGAAGGAAGCUUUGCCAGAGAAGUUAGCCAUGAAGUGGAUGGACUGAUAUUUCAGCCUACAGGAAAAUACAAGCCUGGUCGAUGUGAUGAUAUUUUGAAAUGGAAGCCACCCAGCCUGAACUCUGUUGAUUUUCGUCUAAAGAUAACAAGAAUUGGUGGAGAGGGGCUACUUACCCAGAAUGUUGGUCUUCUUUAUGUUGGAAACUUUGACAGACCUUUUGCACAAAUUAAGGUGACAAAAGAACUGAAACAGUACGACAAUAAAAUCAUAGAGUGCAAGUUUGAGAACAACAGCUGGGUCUUCAUGAGACAGAGAAUAGACAAAAGCUUUCCAAAUGCCUACAGCACUGCCAUGGCUGUAUGCAACAGCAUCCAGAAUCCAGUCACGAAGGAGAUGCUGUUUGAGUUCAUUGACAGAUGUACAGCGGCUUCUCAAGGACAGACGCGGAAACACCACCUCGAUCCUGACACUGAACUCAUGCCGCCUCCACCGCCCAAAAGGCCGCGUACCAUAACAUAAGGCCUUGGUCUCAGCGGAUAGCAUGUUUACAGUUCUGCAGAAGGUGAAACGCAAGUGUAAAGGCUGGAAAAAAAGAAAUCUGAAUUGCUGUAAAUACUUGGGAGUGGUUUUUUGAGUUUGUUUGGGUUUUGUGUUUUUUUUUUCAAAUUCCACGUACGAAUGGACAUUGUUUUGUAACUGAUAAAUUCCACCUUACCUUAUGGUAUUUGAAGAUGAAAUUUCCAAAGCUUAGACAAGAACAGUACCAUGAAGUCAAUGGAAGGCUGCCUUGUUUAUAUAUGGAUCUCUUUUCACCUUUAAUUUAUAAUGUCAGCAAUCUGGAACUGAGAAAGCAUUGGGAUGCUGUACUUUUUAGAGGCUGUGUUUAAAAAAAAAAAGCAGAAGUGUUUUUUUUUUAUUAUUGUUAUUCAACUGGUUGCAAUUUGUCACCCAUAGUAUAACUGAUCAUAGUUUCCCUACGUUUCUGAGACUUGUGUUCCACAGCAAACAGCAAUGUUGUUUGUGCUCUGUGUUGGUUAAAAUCUAAGCCGCCUUAGAUUUCACUAUUUUCAAAAUUAGCUGGGUUUUUGUUGUUGAAAUAUUAAAAAAGCAAAUCCUUCUUGUAAAUAGCAUCCCUUUGAAAGCAAACGUGCUGGGUGUUUGUUUUUUUUUCCCUGUUUGAACCUAACACACCAAAUGUAUAGUGGGCUGAUUUUAGCUUUGCCUUUUUAAGUUUAUCUGUAGGUAAGGAAUACACCAAAUCCUUAGUAUUAAGGUCUCUGUUAAGAGACUGUUUCUAGUACAGGGCUUAGUUCUCCACAGUGAUACCAUUGUAAAUAUUACUAAAAAGUACACAUCACUGUGAUAUACAAGAGUAAUAAGCAGCGCUAAUCAUGAUGUCUUAGAUCCAGGCACAAAAUGGCAAAAGAAAUGCCAGACAACUCCUGUGUAAAAGAGAAGGUAGUUUCAGUGGAAGAGAGCCACAUCAGACAGAAAGUGUCCCGAUUUAGGUAAUUGCAGGGCAAAACGAAGCCAUUUAGCGGGGUGGAUGAGUGUCCCAGGGAACAGAACGCUCAUUUUCAAGGGUGGGAUCAGCUGUCCUGUGGCACUGUGCUCAUCCUCUGGCUGACUUUCUUUCACACCAAAUGAAGAAGUGCAUGAAUACCCUGAUGGCUCUUGUUGCAGCGCACUGGCAGAUGUUCAUAGUAUUAGUUUUGAGAAGCUGCAUUCUGGUUGUCUAAGGGAGGAGUUGUUCUGAGCUGGGCUUAAUUGGAAACCAAAUGCAGAUUUUAAAGUUUACUGUACAUUUAUCAAGCAAAGAUCGAAUUGGCUCCUUCUAUAGUUUACUUAAUGUGUGAGUCAUCCUUUCAUUCAGCAAUCUGAUUAGUGAAGCUCAUUGAUUUGUUAUAACUAAAAUGCAUUUCUGUUUAAAUGAGUUUUAAUGUUUGUAAGCAAAAUUGACUCCUGCAUUAUUUUUUUCAAUAUGGAAGCUUUAGGACUAUGCUUUGUGGUGGCUUCUCUAGUUGUUUCAACCUGUUGUAUAAAAUGCACAUGCCAUCAUUUAGAUGGCGUUACUAGCAUCUCUUUCUGGGAUAUUCCAUAUGUGUUUUAGAGAACUGAAGGAGUUACAUAAGUCACUUUUUAUACUAUGGCAAAACUUGAGGGGAAAAAAAUGUGUUCAUCAAAGUUCUUUUUUUCAACUGUACAUAGUUUCUGCAUAUUAUCUAUAGAAAAGAUAUAAUAUCACCUAUGCAAGGUUGCAAAAUUAUCUCCUAAAAAAGAGCCUUAUGAAUUUGAUGUGAAAACCUAUGCAGCCUCUGUGCAUCUUGCAUUGAAACACGCAGUUAAUUAUUUCUUUGCUCAGUAUAAAUAAUUUCCCCCAGAUUAUACUUGUCAUUGAGAUUGUCAUAACAUACACUUUGUCAUUGAUCUCAUGGUUCUGUGGCAGUUGCAUUGUGUAUGAUGAUUACAGCCUUCUCCAUGAGGUUAGGACAUUUUAUUCUUGUGAGGAAGUGUCCAGGUUAUUUCCGUCUUUCUCCUUCCCCGCCCUUGCAUCUUGUAUUUCAACAAGACCUAGCUUCUGGUUUACCUUUUACUUCAGAGCUGCAGCACCGCAAGCUGUCUUCCAUGUGCAUUCCACCAAGUCCAUGAAUGUGUUGUGGCCCUUGUAUUUUGACAGUGUCUUUUUUUCUACUCUCAGCUUGAAAUGCAUAUUUUGAAAGAGUAAUGACUGAGAAGGUUUAGAGUUCCAUGUUCACAUUCGAUUGUCAAACUCUUCUUGCACUAUGGCUUGUAGCUUUUUAGAGAGGCCAAUUGCCUUUUACUUUCUGGAAAAGGAAGCUACUGGGGAAGGGUUGAAUGAAGAACCUGAUGAAAACAAAUGGAAUUUCGCUUGGACCAGAUGGGUUUAAUGCUGUGAGAAAUGCAAACCUCCUUUCUCUGCUACUAGAUUUUCAAGAGAUUGAAGCUAAGAAGCAGAGUCUGUGCCAGGAAAAUAAUGAUGAUAAAAAACCCUUAACUUGUCUAUUCUUUGGUGUACAGCAUGAAUUCAUCCACUGUUUUGUCAUUUGUUAAAUAUAUAAUUAAAAUCUAGUUUCAGUGGAGUUUCCAGAAAAUGUAAGUACAUUCCUCUACAAACUGUGUAUUAAGUAUUUUAAUAAAGUCAAUGGUUUAAAAUA
Molecule: messenger RNA, 4647 nt
Organism: Aquila chrysaetos chrysaetos
Lineage: Eukaryota; Metazoa; Chordata; Aves; Accipitriformes; Accipitridae
Gene: RNGTT
Product: RNA guanylyltransferase and 5'-phosphatase
Exons: 16
Coding region: 188-1990 (600 amino acids)
Biological process (GO): protein dephosphorylation; 7-methylguanosine mRNA capping
Molecular function (GO): protein tyrosine/serine/threonine phosphatase activity; ATP binding; mRNA 5'-triphosphate monophosphatase activity
Source: RefSeq, a predicted model, not a curated record